Durio zibethinus is the source of this 938-nucleotide messenger RNA. The record is from RefSeq and is a predicted model, not a curated record. Lineage: Eukaryota; Viridiplantae; Streptophyta; Magnoliopsida; Malvales; Malvaceae.
AAGAGUUGGAGGCUCACCGAGCGCUUCAUGCUGGCUAAUCCUUGAACACAUUUCCCCUCCUCGCAAAUAAUUGAAAAUUUCCUUUCUUCUCGCUCUCGCUCUCUCAUUGUUUACUUGAUUGGGGCGAAGCCAGCAAUAAUGCUAACUGGAGAUAUACCUCCAAAUCAAACUAUUUAUAUCAAGAACCUCAACGAGAAGAUAAAAAAGAAGGAAUUAAAGAGAUCCCUUUAUGCUUUAUUCUCUCAAUAUGGAAGGAUUUUGGAUGUUGUUGCGUUGAAGACGCCCAAGCUUCGUGGACAGGCAUGGCUUGUGUUUGAUGAGUUGACUGCUGCCAGUAACGCCUUUCGUCAAAUGCAAAAUUUUCCAUUUUAUGAUAAACCCAUGCGGAUACAAUAUGCAAAAACAAAGUCAGAUUGUAUUGCCAAAAAUGAUGGAAGCUUUGUUCCCAGAGAAAAGAAGAAGAAGCAAGAAGAAAAAGCUGAAAGGAAGCGACGUGCAGAGGAAGGACAGCAACCUGCAAUGUCAAAUGGCACAGAUUCUCAAAGUAAUGGAGAUCCAAAGGCUACUUUCCAUCAUGGAAACCUAGAGCAGGCUGCACCGAACAACAUUCUGUUCAUACAGAAUUUACCUCAUGAGACAACAAGCAUGAUGCUGCAGCUGCUUUUUGAACAGUACCCUGGAUUCAGGGAAGUUAGAAUGAUUGAAGCAAAGCCAGGUAUUGCUUUUGUAGAGUAUGAAGAUGAAGAGCAGUCUUCUACAGCCAUGCAGCACCUUCAGGGAUUCAAAAUUGCCCCUCAAUAUCCCAUGGCUAUCACUUUUGCUAAGAAGUAACCCACCCUUUUGUCAGUGAUGUUUUGUUUCUUUUCUUGUUAUAACAAUGUAUGGAUACAUUGUUAUGUAGAUCUCAGAGAAACUAAUCCCGGCAGCAUUCUCUCAUC